CCAUCUGUCCUUACACCCAAAAACCACCUCUCUCUCUCUCUCUCUCUCUCUCUCUCUCUCUCGUUGAUUGAGAGAAGAUGCUGCACAACAUCAUGGAUGCAAUAACAGGUAAGGGCCACAAGGAGACGGGUGUGAAGAUCAAGGGGUCGGUUGUGCUGAUGAAGAAGAACGUCUUGGAUUUCAGCGACUUCCAUGCAUCUCUCCUUGAUAGAAUCCACGAGCUCUUAGGAAAAGGAGUCUCUUUUCAUCUUAUCAGUGCAGUUCAUGGCGACCCAGAGAAAGAGAACCGAGGUAAGGUUGGGGCGGCUGCCUACCUGGAGGAGUGGAUCACGACACUAACCCCAGUACAAGCCGGUGAGUCCAUGUUCAAGGUCACGUUCGACUGGGAUGACAGCAUGGGCAUUCCAGGCGCUUUCAUCGUCAAGAACUUCCACCACAGCCAGUUCUUCCUCAAGACCUUGACGCUGGAAGAUGUACCUGGGGUGGGCCGCAUUCACUUCAUCUGCAAUUCAUGGAUCUACCCAACUAGCUCUUACAAAUAUGAUCGGGUCUUCUUUACCAAUCAGACCUACCUUCCCAGCAACACACCUGAGCCCCUACGCAGAUAUCGGGAAGAAGAGCUGGUGAAUCUCCGAGGAGACGGCACUGGAGAGCUGAAAGAAUGGGACCGAGUCUAUGACUAUGCGUUCUACAACGAUUUGGGUUCUCCAGACAAGGGCCCAGAUUAUGCACGGCCCAUCCUCGGAGGGUCAAAAGAGUAUCCUUACCCCCGCAGAGGUAGAACGGGCCGCCAGCCCACAAAGACAGAUCCAAACACGGAGAGUAGAUUGCCACUCCUGAGCCUGGACAUUUAUGUUCCGCGGGAUGAGCGGUUUGGUCACCUGAAGAUGUCGGAUUUCCUGGCGUAUGCUCUGAAGUCGCUCGUGCAGUUCUUGGUCCCAGAGCUGACAGCUUUGUUCGAUAAAACGCCGAAUGAGUUCGAUACCUUCCAAGAUGUGCUGAACUUGUAUGAGGGAGGGAUCCAGCUACCCAACAUUACUGCAGUCAACAAGAUCAAGGACAUGAUCCCCUUGGAGAUGAUCAAGGAGCUGGUCCGAUCCGACGGUGAGCGGCUGCUCAAAUUCCCAAUGCCUCAGGUGAUUCAAGCUGAUAAAUUCGCUUGGAGAACGGAUGAAGAAUUCGGACGAGAAAUGCUGGCUGGAGUGAAUCCCGUCAUCAUCAGCCACCUCAAAGAGUUCCCGCCAACCAGCAAGCUCAAUCCUGAAGCAUAUGGCAAUCAGAACAGUUCGAUAACAGAAGAACAGAUAGUAGGGAACCUACAUGGACUAACUGUCAAAGAGGCGCUUGAAAGAAAGAAACUCUUCAUCUUAGACCAUCAUGACGCGUUGAUGCCAUACCUUAACCGGAUAAACACGACCUCCACGAAGACCUAUGCCUCAAGGACAGUCCUCUUCCUGAAAGACGAUGGGACUUUGAUGCCAGUGGCAAUCGAGCUGAGCUUGCCUCAUCCAGACGGUGAGCAACAUGGUGCAGUCAGCAAAGUCUUCACCCCAGCCAACCACGGGGUCGAGGGUUCGAUAUGGCAAUUGGCGAAAGCAUAUGCAGCAGUAAACGACUCCGGCUAUCAUCAGCUAAUCAGCCAUUGGUUGAACACACACGCAGUGAUCGAGCCGUUUGUGAUUGCCACCAAUAGACAAUUGAGCGUGCUUCAUCCAAUCCAUAAGCUCUUGAACCCGCAUUAUCGUGACACCAUGAAUAUCAAUGCCCUGGCCCGGCAGAUCCUCAUCAACGCAGGCGGUGUGCUCGAAAACACGGUUUUCCCAGGGAAAUUCGCCAUGGAAUCGUCUUCUGUGAUUUAUAAGGACUGGGUUUUUACAGAGCAAGGACUUCCUGCAGAUCUCAUCAAAAGAGGAAUGGCAGUCCCUGAUUCAAACCACCCCCACAACCUCCACCUGCUAGUUGAGGACUACCCGUAUGCUGUCGACGGGCUGGAGAUCUGGUCAGCGAUUGAAACGUGGGUCAGUGACUACUGUUCCAUCUACUACCCCUCUGAUGCCUCUGUGCAAGCUGAUCCCGAGCUCCAGUCCUGGUGGACCGAGAUCCGUGAGGUGGGCCAUGGCGACAAGAAGGAUGAGCCAUGGUGGCCCAAGAUGCAGACUGUUGCUGAGCUGACCCAAACAUGCACCACCAUCAUAUGGGUGGCCUCUGCCCUCCAUGCCGCCGUUAAUUUCGGACAGUACCCCUAUGCAGGCUACCUUCCAAACCGUCCGACAAUAAGCCGCCGCUUCAUGCCUGAACCUGGGUCACCUGAGUAUGCUGAGCUUGAGUCGAACCCCGACACCGUCUUCCUGAGCACAAUCACGGCUCAGCUGCAGACACUCCUUGGUGUGUCCCUCAUAGAGAUUCUGUCACGGCAUUCUUCUGAUGAGGUCUAUCUUGGGCAGCGGGCCACACCAGAGUGGACAACAGAUGCAGCUGCACUGGAAGCAUUUGAGCAGUUCGGGAGAAAACUGGUGGCAAUCGAAAAUAGAAUUAUAGAGAUGAACAAUGAUGAACGAUGGAAGAACCGGGUGGGACCCGUCAAGGUGCCAUACACUUUGCUCUAUCCAAACACCUCCGAUUUCAGGGGCGUCGGUGGGCUAACUGGCAGGGGAAUUCCAAAUAGCGUCUCCAUCUAAUGCUUCCUUUUUUCUGGUGAUCUUGUGGUUGUUGCAGUUUAGAGAAGUGAAAUUGUCAGCAAUGAUAUUUAGGACAUAAAACUCUACUAUUCUGAGUACCGUACAGUUGGGUUCUUCCUUUGAUUUCCACGACAACCUACAGCCAAUGCCAAAAACUCUUACAGUGUUCGGGUUUUCAGUUUGUAUAAGUGUGGCCUCUGGUUCAGUAAUUAGAAACAUUGAUAUAAGGGUUUUCAGUGGA
Molecule: messenger RNA, 2919 nt
Organism: Magnolia sinica
Lineage: Eukaryota; Viridiplantae; Streptophyta; Magnoliopsida; Magnoliales; Magnoliaceae
Product: probable linoleate 9S-lipoxygenase 5
Exons: 9
Coding region: 78-2678 (866 amino acids)
Biological process (GO): lipid oxidation
Molecular function (GO): protein binding; metal ion binding; oxidoreductase activity, acting on single donors with incorporation of molecular oxygen, incorporation of two atoms of oxygen
Source: RefSeq, a predicted model, not a curated record